AUGCGAUAUUCAUAUGAUGUUAAUAGAGGUUUCUGUUUUGAGUUGGCUGGCAAAGACCCUACCCAUAAAGAAAAGAAGAAAAAGUUAUCAGACAUGCUUGGGUCUCAGUGGAGCAAAGAUGAGCUCGAGCGCUUCUAUGGUGCCUACAGAAAAUAUGGAAAAGAUUGGAGAAAGGUUGGUGGUGCUAUCCGUGAUAGAACAUCUGACAUGGUGAAGGCUCUUUACAAUAUGAAUAAGGCAUAUUUAUCUCUUCCGGAGGGAACAGCAACUGCUGCUGGAUUAAUUGCAAUGAUGACCGAUCACUACAAUAUUCUGGAUGGAAGUAACAGUGACCGAGAAAGCAAUGAUUCCCCACAAGUUUCUAGGAGGCUACAGAAGCGUGGUCGUGCAAAACUUCAAUCUGUGUCUAAGACAUCUGAUACGCAUCAUACUGAUCUGUUGCAACCUCAGCCUGCUUCAUCGAGCUAUGGAUGCCUUUCUUUGUUGAAGAAAAAACGUUCUGGAGACCUAUUUGUAGGGAACAGGCCACGUGCUGUUGGGAAAAGGACUCCAAGAGUACCUGUUGCAAGCAUGUACCAUCGAGAUGACAGGGGUGCAUCAAAUAGACAAGCUAAACCUGAUGCUAACAAUGGUGAUGAUGAAGGAGCUCAUGUAGCUGCGCUUGCUCUGGCGGAGGUAUAUCAAAGAGGAGGCUCACCUCAGUUUUCCCAUACACCUCGGAGAUCUGGUGAUCAUAUGUUCCUGUCUCCUGCUAAAAGUAGUGACAAAAAAAAUGCUGAUUCAGAGAUGGGAAGCUCAAAGCUGCAUGGAUUUCAGUUGGAUGCUGAUUACCCUGAAGGUAGCUUGGGAAGUAGGGAAGCCGAGACUGGCGAUUAUACCAAAGGUGCAUCCUAUUUGAUAGCUAACAAAGGAUCUCCAUCUAGCAAGCCUCAGAAGAAAGUCAAGAGGCCUCAAAAGAGGAGAAAAAAAGCUGUACGCAAAACGGGUGAUCAGUUUGAGGAUGAUAGAGAGGCUUGUAGUGGUACUGAAGAAGGGUGUAGCAUGAAAAAGGCAAAAGAGGAACCAGAGCUGGAGACAUUGGGAAGCAAAACUGCAUGGCCAUCUAGCACAUCAAAUAAAAGAAGUCGCCAACUCUUUUUUGAUGAUGAAAGAUCAGCUCUAGAUGCAUUACAUACUUUAGCUGAUCUAUCUGUGAAUAUCCUACAACCAUCUCCAGUUGUUGAAUCUGAAUCAUCAGCUCAGAUUAAGGAUGAAAACAAAGACAAUGAUUCUGAUGGAAAGCCUGGUAUACCUGCAGCAGCUGUAUCGGUGUAUGAGCAGAAAGAUAACUCCAAAAGUACAUCAAAGAAACUCAAAAGGCAGUCAGAAAUGGCAAGCACUGAUAUGGUUACUAGGAAAAAAGGCAAACUUGCUAAAGAUACUAAUCAUGAUGGGAGCACCACUUCUGAAGUAAAGCAGCAAGCUUGUACAUGUGGUGUGAAAACAGAAAAAAAGAAGAAAUCUUCCAUGGGAAAGAUUUUGAAAGAUGAAAAGAAUAUGCCAAAAGAUGUUGAGAAGACUGAGGUUUCUCCUGAAGAAGAGAAGGCGUCUUCUAACAAAAAAUGGUGCAUGUUUGAGUGGUUCUAUAGUGCAAUUGAUUACCCGUGGUUUGCAAAGAGUGAAUUUGUUGAGUAUUUGAACCAUGUCAAGCUAGGUCAUGUUCCAAGACUGACUCGUGUCGAGUGGGGUGUCAUACGAAGUUCUCUUGGAAAGCCCCGUCGAUUGUCGAAGCAGUUUUUGCACGAAGAGAGAGAGAAGCUUGCUCAGUAUCGUGAUUCAGUCAGACAGCAUUAUACUGAACUUCGAUCUGGCGUUAGAGAAGGUCUACCAACGGAUCUUGCACGACCUCUAGCAGUUGGGCAGCGUGUUAUAGCCUGCCAUCCUAGAACAAGGGAACUUCAUGAUGGGAAUGUUCUGACUGUCGAUCAUAAUCAGUGCCGGGUUCAGUUUGAUCGACCUGAACUGGGUGUUGAGCUUGUAAAGGAUAUUGACUGCAUGCCCCUACAUCCUCUGGAAAAUUUUCCUGAAUCUCUCAGACAGCAAAGCAUCAUCAAUGGAUAUUACAGCCACUUAUCAGAAGCAAAAUAUGAGGAUCAGAUGAAAGAAUUGGCUAGCGGAGGUGCAGCAAGAUCCACAUCGAAUUUGAAUGGUGCAGAUGCAACCUUCCCUUCUGGUCAUCCGAUGAGUACCUUAAUGAAGCAAGCCAAGGCCAAAGCGACAGUUAAUGAGGUUGCAGUUGCAACACAACAGUCAAUGUACAAUCAACCAUGCACACUUUCGCAGAUACAGGAAAGAGAAGCUGAUAUAAGAGCUCUUGGUGAGUUAUCACGUGCUCUUGAUAAAAAGGAAGCUUUGCUGGUGGAGUUGAGGCACAUGAAUGAAGAAGUGUCUGGAAAGCAGAGGGAUAGGGAAAUUAUUAGAGACUUGGAGCAUUUCAGGAAGCAAUACGCUAUGGUGCUUGUGCAGCUAAGAGAUUCGAAUGAUCAAGUAACCUUCCCCAGUUCAAGGCAGUCUAAAUCCAUGGAAAAUGGCGUAGCCCUUGCUGGAGCAUCAGAUCCGUAUAACCUUUUCAGUUAUAUUAAUCCAGAGUCUGAUUCCCAAGUGAUCGAAGUUAUCGAGACUUCAAAGUGCAGGGCAAGAAUGAUGGUUGAUGUUGCUAUCCAGGCUAUGUGCAAAGUGAGUGAAGGGGAGAAUGCUUUUGCAAAAAUAGGGGAAGCACUAGAUCACUUGAAUAGCCACGGUACUGGCUCUGGUUUAAGUAUACUUGGCAUAAGACGGAUACCUCCUGAAUCAGGACAGUCAAAUGCAUCUUAUCAUGAUAAUUGCACAACUGCCCCUGCAGCAAACAGCAGUUCAAAGUUGCCGAACGGCUGUGAUUCGGAAGCUCAAUUUCCCAAAGAGUUGAUAUCAUCCUGCGUAGCUAUGAUGCUUAUGAUAAAGAACUGCACGGAUAAGCAGUAUCACCCUGCUGAAGUCGCCCACAUCCUCGAUUCAGCACUGUCAGGCGUACAAACGUGCAGCUCCCAGAACAUCCCGAUCUUCAGAGACAUCGAAAUGUGCAUGGGCAUCAUCAAGAACCAAAUGCUGGCGUUGAUACCCACUCCAAGUGGCUAA
Molecule: messenger RNA, 3153 nt
Organism: Miscanthus lutarioriparius
Lineage: Eukaryota; Viridiplantae; Streptophyta; Magnoliopsida; Poales; Poaceae
Source: the annotation of a GenBank genome assembly